AUGCCGCAUUCCACGCGCACAAAACGUCAGAACCCACUUACACAAAAACGUCUGCAAGUCACCGACGACGAUGGCUGGACCCACGUUACGACGGGAGGCAACGCACGGCGCACAAUGCGCGGGACAAAAGGGCCGAAGAAAGGUACUUCAAGCUCAGAUCGCACCGGCGCCACAACGGCAGCACAAGAUAUCGAGUCGGGGCCUGUACUGAGCCCCGCCGAAGCUCCUGGUCGACUAACCUUGGAGGCCUUGCAGGCGCAAUACGCUACGCAUCGAGAUACGUGGACUGGAUCGGAGACCUGGAACAAAUUGGAGAAAUUCUUGGAUGAACGCGUCCAAUCAGCGCAGGAUGAAUUUUCUGGUCUUGGUGCCGUGGAUAGAAUUGUAUGCAUUGGACUUGGGAGUCCGAGUGGGUUCCUCCGGGAUGGGUGGGUGGAUCGACGAAGUGUGUCGAUGUACCAGCUUGCUGCGCUGGAGAGGAUUAAGAAGAGACUUGGCUCUUCUGUUCCGGUCUAUGCGCAAGACCCCGUUUUCAAUAAAUUGGACUGCGCUCUUUUGGAUUACAUGGGGAUCACUGUUGUUGAGCACCCCGUUGGCUUUGAAAAUGUCACGCGUAACACGCUGCUCUUCUGUCCUGGCGCAGAGAGAAAGCAUCUUGAGUUGGUUCUCCCGUCUAAUCCAGGGUUCGUAUUUGGUGGACCUCUGGAGAAUACGGAGUCAGAAAUUAUUCAAACUUUUGUUGGAAAGAUGAGCUCGAGGGCUUUGGAGCCCUUCGCCAGCAAUGAGCAUGCUUUUUGGAUGACGAGGUUUUAUUUCCGAGAGGAAGAGGAGAAUGAUGAGGUGGAGUCAUGA
This is a messenger RNA of Penicillium longicatenatum, 852 nucleotides long. RefSeq names its product SRR1 family protein. The record is from RefSeq and is a predicted model, not a curated record. NCBI's taxonomy places the organism in Eukaryota, Fungi, Ascomycota, Eurotiomycetes, Eurotiales, Aspergillaceae. The transcript is spliced from 2 exons. The coding region runs from base 1 to 852 and encodes 283 amino acids.